Didymella exigua CBS 183.55 is the source of this 1099-nucleotide messenger RNA. RefSeq lists its product as uncharacterized. Lineage: Eukaryota; Fungi; Ascomycota; Dothideomycetes; Pleosporales; Didymellaceae. The transcript has a single exon. The coding region runs from base 83 to 865 and encodes 260 amino acids. The record is from RefSeq and is a predicted model, not a curated record.
CAAGCGCAAGCCACAAACGAGCCAUGGCGGCCGUGUCCGUUGCAAGCCAGAGUCCGGCAUCCAGGUGAGGGAAGGCUGUCUCAUGCCAUUGACUAUGAUGCAUGAGACUGUUCUGCACGUCGCGCAGAUGCGUCCGGAAACCUGGAAGGCGGUUGGGAACCUGAGUGGCUCUCCGUGCCGAGGAAGCAGCUUUCUGGUCCCCGUCCCCAUCGCAUCGCGGCACAGGGACCCUUCUGAGGAUCGACCCACCUCGACUCGCUCUGCGAAGAGACGACAUGACCAGCUGUCGCAGGGAAGCAGCCGUGAUCACCUUAGCCGCAUCACAGCUGCCUGCCAUUGGGCGAGAUGGGCAUUGCCAGAUCAGACUGCUCACAAUCCAGGUUCGUCUCUGCAGCCACCCCAGGGUCAUCGCAGGCUCACACACCGUCCGGGCCCUGCUAGGCUACUGGCCCCAUAUGGACGCUCACCGUGCCCUCAUGCCAGCCGUCCUCGCAUGCUCUGGCUGGGCGGACGCUUCGCGAUGCUACCUCCGCUCGACGGUGACCAUGGACCGAGUUACGUGGUAAUCUGGCAUAUUGCGCCAAAUUGGCUGCUGCCGGGUUACAGUGUGCAACACCCUGGCCGCCGUGAUUCGAACAGCAACUUACUUGCGAAACCCGGGGACGACCGUUGUUUGUCUCUUUUAUCCGGGUGCGAGCCUAUUCGGCGACGCCCCACGAAAAUACAGCGAAGCCAGCGUGCACCCGGCAGCGAGCUAGAGACAUCUCCUUCGCCCGUUGGACCACAAGAGGAUUUGCUCGGAGCAAUCAGAGUUGUCAGCGCUCCCAGUCAAAGUCUACUUCUGCAUGCAAGCCAGCGCAAUUGAGAGAAAGUGGGUGCUGCUGCGACACACGCAGCGACUAGUCUAGCAUUACCCUAGACUCUACAUGGGCAUCACGGAACUGCUUCUUUGCACAAACAGAACUCACUACUGCGUGUUCCAGGACUUCGAGUCGCUCUACGUUAAUCCAAUCUGCUCCACUCACUUGUUCAGGAACCUACGGCCUGCCUGCCAAGUAUACAGCUUCACGUAUCGCCCUGUCCCUGCUGACCUCGUCGU